AUGGUCGAUUGGACUUCGAAUUGGGCGGGGAUAGCGGUUGCAGGGGCGGUGAUUUGCGCUGUGUCGAUGGGUGUGAAGUUCGUUAAUGGCUUGCAAGUGAGUGUCGUGGACAAUGGGAUCGAGGAGGACUCGCAUGUUGUAAAUCACUGGCCUGGUGUCAGAUGUGCAGUGGCGCCAACGUCCAGACUGGGGAUCCUUAAUCCUUUGAAUUCUGGCCUGACAUGGCUCUGGAUGAAGCGGUCUUUUGACUUUUAUGAACAAUUCGGCACCGACACGAUCUCAAUGGUUCCGUUCAUUGCCGGUAAACCUCAAUUUUAUACAGCAAAUGUUGACGUCGCGCGUCAGGUUGUUGGAGGUGGUGCUCAAGCUGCAUGGAUCAAACCUCCAAGUCCACUUCUCGAUGAAUGGGGCACAAAUUUGUUCACUGCUGAACGAGACGUUUGGCUGAGGCAUCGGAAGAUCAUCGGUCCAGCAUUCAACAAUGACAUGUAUUCCCUUGUCUGGGAGCAAACUGUAGGAAUUUACCACGAUAUAGUCAAGCACGAGGGUUGGCUGGAUCGGAUGAUUGUUCAAAUUCCUAUUGUUCAAAACUUUACAUCCAAGCUGGCUUUCCUUAUCAUUGCUGUCUGUGGCUUUGGAAUGAAAGCUUCGUGGUCCGACGAAACGAACACGCAUAGAGGAGAUAUGUCUAUCUCUGAAGCUCUACGAAUCUUCACUAUGCCUUCUGUCUUCAGAUUCUUCCCAGCGUUUGCAUCGAAAUGGCCAAUCAAAGCGUUGCGCGAAAUAUCGACAGCGCGUCACUUGUUGGACAGCUAUAUGAGAGAUCAAGUGGACGAACGUCGCGAGCUGGUCAAAACACAGAUAACCAUGAACGAAGAGAGUGGUCGUGACAUAUUCAGCUUAUUGGUCCGUGCAAAUGAACUCAAUGCGCGGUCAGCUCAGGACUGGAAGAUGAUGCUUACUGAUAAUGAAUUAAUCUCAAACGUCUUCCUCUUGCUCUUCGCAGGACAUGAGACUACCGCCCAUACUUUGGCAGCGACGUUCGCUCUUCUGGCGGUGCACCAGGAUGUGCAAGAUGACAUUCACCGACAAAUUAUUGACGUGGUCGGUCCGGAUAGAGAUCCGACAGCCGACGAAUAUCACAAGCUGAACAAGGUAUUGAAUGCAUUCUAUGAAGCAGGGCGCAUGUUCCCAGCUUCGUUCUUGAUGGUCCGUGAAGCUGCGGAAGACACUAGCCUUGUCAUUCCCAACUCCCCAGGAGGGGGGGAAACUACAAUCGUAGUGCCACAGGGUACAGGGAUGAUAAUCGAUACCUUAGGCAUGGAGAACAACCCGCGUUAUUACCCCGAGCCGACGAAAUUCAUGCCGUCUCGUUGGGAGGGCGAAGACAAGGCGGACCUCGUGACCGGAUUCAGCUUCGGCCAGCGCAAUUGCAUUGGGCGAAGAUUCUCCCAAACAGAGGCUGUGGCAUUCCUCACCAUGUGGCUGCGCGACUGGAAGGUUGAACCUCUGCUCAAUCCGGGUGAGACGAUCAAUGGGUGGCGCGCAAGGGUGUUGGAGGCCCAGUUCUUCUUCACUCUUGGCGUCAAAGACGUGCCUAUACUGCUCAAACGUAGAGUGACUGGGUCCUCUGCGUGA
Molecule: messenger RNA, 1638 nt
Organism: Fibroporia radiculosa
Lineage: Eukaryota; Fungi; Basidiomycota; Agaricomycetes; Polyporales; Fibroporiaceae
Exons: 13
Coding region: 1-1638 (545 amino acids)
Molecular function (GO): oxidoreductase activity, acting on paired donors, with incorporation or reduction of molecular oxygen; heme binding; monooxygenase activity
Source: RefSeq, a predicted model, not a curated record